CUGCGACUACUCGUUGUCGGAUGGUCGCGCGCUCGAGUCGCGGGCCACGCGGUUUCUUCCCCAAGCGAACCCACCACCGCCAUCGCAAUCAACCAAACCACCAACCACACCCAAUCAAAUGACCUCUGCCGCCUGGCCCGUUCCCCUGCCGGGGGUAGAACGCGUUCCCCGCGCAGCUACCAGCAGUUCAGCAUCUCAGCGACGUUUACGUGGGUAAACGAUACGAUUGCAGCUAAUUGCAGCUGGCCAGAGCAGCAGCGUGCUGUGCAAUGCGACCCCCUCCGCCCACAGGCAAUUGUGUGCAAAGGAAUUCAAAGCCAGUGCUUCAUCAGCUGUCAGCGAAAGGUACGGAGGAAGAAGAAGCCGUGUAUGUGCACGAGUAUGACAGAUCGAGCUGUCAAUCUCCCCCCCCCCCCUUCCCGCUGCUCGGGUGAAGACAAAUCGGUACGUAAACAUUACAGCCACCGUAAAGAGUGGAUGUACAACCAGAGAAGAUGGCCAGCGGGUUUUAAAUGUGAUUUCCCUUUUUCAAGUUGUCUUUACACAUUACACCGAUCCACACACUGCCCUUGGUCGGUCCGUGACCGGAAGUUGACUGCCCUGCAGACAGGAGUGUGAGCGAUGAUCACAGAGCUGGUGAUGAACCGGAUCCGGCAACUGCUGCUAGCGAUAGUGGGCGUGCUGAAGCGGGCGAUGUGUUGUUUUGCCCGCCGCCGAAAGCUGUCCGCGAGCGAGUGCGAGGUGCUGAGCGCGGUCAGCGUCGACCGGUAUCCGGCCGGUGGCCGCACCACAGCCGGCGGCAAAAACGUCCCCGAGAAGGACUGGAACUCGUGGGACGAUUCGCCCCGCACGGUCGAGGAGCACAUCGAGCGGUACAGGGAAACGCUGGCCCAGCCGCCGUCCCCGACCGAGCCGCAGCCGGAGGUAGACUACUUUCAGGACAUGGCGCCGCAGAUCUCCUCCCAGCCGAAGGUGUGCAUCGCGACCGAAACCGAGCCGACCGACUUUAGCCGUCUGGUGGCCAAAAUUGACAUUCCUGUUGUGAACGAGCUAGAAGACUGGAACGAGGGCGAGCGGAGUGGUUGGGACGAUGCGGACGAAACGACCACCAAACAGUUGAUACGGGAAACGAGGAAAGAGCUGCGAGCCCAGCGGCAUCAGCAGAAUCGGCACCAGCUCGAAUCGUCCUACGCAUGAUGGGUUUAGCAAUUUCCCUGCCCAGCCAACGACUACGUGUACAGAAAGAAAGAGAGAGAGAGAGAGAAGGAAAAAGAGAGAGAGAGAUAGAGAGAGAGAGAAGAGAGAAAGCGACGCACGAUACCACUCGCCUCACCCUUACAAGAUAUGGCUUACUUUUGACCUUCCUUCUGGUUCCUUUUGCCGAUCUUACGAAAAGGAAACGAGGCAUUGAUCUACACUCCAAAAGUGUUUCCUCCCUUUUUUCCUCUUUCCCUAAUUUUAACAGAGCUUACUGGCAACGAUUGCUGGGUAAGAAGUCAAAUCGACACCCUGGCGUGGUACGCAUAUUGAACCUCCAGCGAUAAUCCGUCAAAAGAUGUGGCAAACCAAAAACUGAUUGUUUAUUUUUGUAUUAUCAUUAGUUGGAAACAUUUUGAAGAAUUAAUUUUAAUCGAAUGUGUUAUUCAUAGGCUGGAACAGUCAGAUCCAUUCGUUCUAGCUGAGCGAAUGGGAUGAAUGUCUAGUUUGAGCUACGUGUGUGACUUAGCUACAACAACAAAAGACGAUAGAGAAAACAAGUCCCAUUGUGUUAUUCUUUAUCCUUGUCUGCACGAAAACCAAACUCCCUGUUCUGAAGAGAAUACGGAAUCCAUCCGCGGUUCGCUCGGGAGGACAAGUAGAUUGGGAACCUGUGUGUCUGGCCGGUUACCGCAGAGAUAAGGACUAUUCAAUGUAAAUUAAAAUGUAUUAAACAAAAUGAAAAGUGACACAA
Molecule: messenger RNA, 1951 nt
Organism: Anopheles gambiae (African malaria mosquito)
Lineage: Eukaryota; Metazoa; Arthropoda; Insecta; Diptera; Culicidae
Product: receptor-binding cancer antigen expressed on SiSo cells
Exons: 4
Coding region: 622-1197 (191 amino acids)
Cellular component (GO): secretory granule
Source: RefSeq, a predicted model, not a curated record